Brassica oleracea var. oleracea is the source of this 1701-nucleotide messenger RNA. RefSeq names its product beta-fructofuranosidase, insoluble isoenzyme CWINV6-like. Gene Ontology annotation, biological process: carbohydrate metabolic process. The transcript has 7 exons. The record is from RefSeq and is a predicted model, not a curated record. Gene Ontology annotation, molecular function: hydrolase activity, hydrolyzing O-glycosyl compounds. Bases 1 to 1701 code for a protein of 566 amino acids. Lineage: Eukaryota; Viridiplantae; Streptophyta; Magnoliopsida; Brassicales; Brassicaceae.
AUGGCUGAAGAUGGAAACGACGAGAAUCUUCCGGUUCAAAACCAAGUGCUUAACCGGACCUCCUUCCAUUUCCAACCUCAGAGAAAUUGGCUCAACGAUCCAAACGCGCCAAUGUAUUACAAAGGAUUCUACCAUUUGUUCUACCAGCACAACCCUUUGUCUCCGGAGUUCAGUAGGAGCAUCAUAUGGGGCCACUCUGUUUCACAAGACAUGGUCAACUGGAUCCAACUCCCGCCAGCACUUUCUCCCUCUGAGUCCUACGACAUCAACAGCUGCUGGUCAGGAUCCGCCACGAUCCUCCCCGAUGGCAAACCUGUGAUCUUGUACACCGGAAUCGACAACCAAGAGAGACGGGAAGACAGACGGCAAGUCACAGUUCUUGCUGUACCUAAAGAUGCUUCCGACCCUUUGCUUCGUGAGUGGGUAAAGCCAAAGCAAAACCCUGUCAUGGAUCCAUCAGAGGACGUACUUCAUUACUGUUUCCGUGACCCUACCACUGCAUGGCUAGGUCAAGAUGGGAGAUGGAGAGUUCUCAUAGGAGCUAAGGAGAGAGAUAGUCGAAGAGGAGUAGCUCUUUUGUACCAUAGUACUGAUGAAUGUGUGCAAUGGACAAGGUAUCAAGAACCUUUACUUGUGUCACAAUCCAACGAAAUGUUGGAGUGCGUUGACUUUUUCCCGGUUAAGCUCACGGGAAAAGAAGGUGUAGAUACUUCGGUGAACAAUGCUAGUGUGAGGCAUGUGUUGAAAGUUAGUUUUGAGGAAGAACUUGGAGGCAAAGAUUGUUAUGUUAUUGGCUCAUAUUGUUCCGAGACUGAUAGAUUUGUGCCGGACUCAGAGCUCACUUACACACGUGCUGCUCUGAGAUAUGAUGAUGGAUGGUUUUACGCCUCCAAGUCGUUCUUUGAUAGUGCUAAGAAUAGGAGGAUCAACUGGGGAUGGGUUGUGGAGACUGAUAGUAGAGAAGAUGAUAUUGAGAAAGGAUGGGCUGGCCUUCUGGCUCUUCCUAGGCAAAUGUGGCUGGACACAAGUGGAAAGAGGCUGAUGCAAUGGCCAAUCCAAGAGAUCAAUAAUCUCCGGACUAGACAAGUUAGCUUCCAUAACAGGCAACUCGAAGGCGGCUCGAUGUUUGAAAUCACAGGCAUUACUGCAGCACAAGCAGACGUUGAAGUGACUUUUGACCUGCCUGUUCUGGAAGAUAACCCCCGGAUACGGGACUCAACGCACGUUGCUGAUGCGGUUUUGUUCAAUCGUGGCAACUCGCUUGGAUGUGUUUACGGGCCUUUUGGGUUGCUAGCAUUAGCUUCCAAUGAUUUAUGCGAACAAACUGCGAUCUUCUUCAAGAUUAUUCGUCGCGAAAAUGGAUAUUCGGUUAUAAUGGGCAGCGAUGAGAAUAGAUCUUCGUUGAGAGACAAAGUACACAAAAUUCCGCAUGGAACAUUCCUAGACAUUGAUCCAAGACAUGAGAAGAUCUCAUUAAGAUGUUUGAUCGAUCACUCGAUUAUAGAGAGCUAUGGAGCAGGAGGAAGAAAUGUAAUAACUUCUAGGGUUUAUCCCAAAUUGGCAAUUGGUGAAGCAGCUAAGCUUUACGCGUUUAAUAAUGGAAAGAAGGGUGUGACCAUGUCGUCUCUGGAUGCUUGGAGCAUGAGAAAUGCCCAAAUCAAUACAAAUGCAAUAAUUAUCAAUAAUAGUGAUGAUAAUUAA